CCCGUUUUAUACGCCUUUGACUACCUGAGCUGCUGCUUUACAGCUUGGAAUUAAUUGAUAUCCGACCACUACAAAUAAUCCAACUUUACGAACAAAAUGCCUCCCAAAGCUGCCGAGAAGAAGCCCAGCACUGGUGGCAAGGCCCCUGCUGGCAAGGCCCCCGCUGAGAAGAAGGAAGCUGGCAAGAAGACCGCAGCUGCUGCGUCGGGCGAGAAGAAGAAGCGCGGCAAGACCAGGAAGGAAACCUACUCUUCGUACAUCUACAAAGUUCUUAAGCAAGUCCACCCCGAUACUGGUAUCUCUACUCGUGCUAUGUCUAUCCUCAACUCCUUCGUCAACGACAUCUUCGAGCGUGUCGCAACUGAAGCUUCGAAACUUGCUGCCUACAACAAGAAGUCGACAAUCUCGUCGCGAGAGAUCCAGACAUCUGUGCGGCUCAUUUUGCCUGGUGAACUCGCCAAGCACGCCGUGUCGGAAGGCACCAAGGCAGUGACGAAGUACUCCUCUUCCGCCAAAUAGGCUAUUUUGUUUCUUGUUUUCUUUCGUUGGUUUUGCUUAUUUGUUAUGCUGCCUCUUCAUCUAUCAGGGUUUUGAGGCAGUGGGUUAAGGGUGUUCGCGGGAUUUUUUUUUAAUGUGUCAUGGGAUGGCUUUGCUAUAUCUGUUUUGUUCUCUUUUUUCCUGGGCCCAAUGUCUUUCAUGGUUGUUAUUUCAAGAUGUGAAUGCGGUGUAACAUAACUCGGAUCUGGGGUUGGUUGCGCGGUCUCACCCC
This is a messenger RNA of Aspergillus glaucus CBS 516.65, 769 nucleotides long. RefSeq names its product histone H2B family protein. Gene Ontology annotation, molecular function: protein heterodimerization activity; DNA binding; structural constituent of chromatin. The record is from RefSeq and is a predicted model, not a curated record. Lineage: Eukaryota; Fungi; Ascomycota; Eurotiomycetes; Eurotiales; Aspergillaceae. Gene Ontology annotation, cellular component: nucleosome. Bases 97 to 519 code for a protein of 140 amino acids. Gene Ontology annotation, biological process: nucleosome assembly. The transcript has 4 exons.